Messenger RNA from Helicoverpa zea (corn earworm), 4190 nucleotides. RefSeq names its product proteoglycan Cow (gene Cow). Gene Ontology annotation, molecular function: calcium ion binding; protein binding. Gene Ontology annotation, biological process: establishment of protein localization to extracellular region. NCBI's taxonomy places the organism in Eukaryota, Metazoa, Arthropoda, Insecta, Lepidoptera, Noctuidae. Bases 1827 to 3209 code for a protein of 460 amino acids. The transcript has 9 exons. The record is from RefSeq and is a predicted model, not a curated record.
CCGACGCGGAAGUAUACGGCAGAAACAGCCCAAUAUCCAUGCCACCCAAUAUCAAUGCUGCAUUUGAAGAGGUGUCUGCUAAUGAACGCACCGUGCGAUUUUGGAUUAAACGCUUUCGUGGUGGAAACUUCAACUCGAAGAACGAGCCACGAGGAAGACCGCCUGACAGGUGAUUAACGAGGAAUUAAGAGAGAUGGUGAAAGCCGAUCCUAGUCAAACUACGCAGAUACCCAGUCGAACACCGAAUAAUGUUGAAAAAAUUUGCAGUAAAACAGCCACGACUCAUGAAUCGACCUUCACCGUUAUUGCUCCAUGACUACGCGAGACCUCAUACAGCAAGAGAAACCUUUUUAACUCUUCAGGAACUGCAGUUGGAAACUAUUCGCCUUCCUCCAUAUUCGCCAGACCUUGCUCUAACGGACUACCAUUUUUUUUUGUGAUUUGGCCAAUUAUAUGCGUGACAAGAAGUUUUCUUCCCAGGAGGCAGCACAAAAUUCUUGCAGUCUAGAUCCUCAGAGUUCUAUCGUAAAGGCAUAAAUGACCUUCCUAUUAGAUGGCAGCAAUGUAUAGAUCAUAAUGGCAAAUAUUUUGAUUAAAUAAGUUUGUUAAAAAUUAAAAAAAAAAAAAAACAAUUUAGAUUUUCAGUAAAAAUCGGCAAUUUCAUACUUUAACCCCUAUUAUUUGUAAGAUUUGUACAUGGGGCGGUGUCAUUGAACAUCCUUGGCAGUCGUUACGGGUAGUCAGAAGCCAAUAAGUCUGACACCAGUCUAACCAAGGGGUAUCGGGUUGCCUGGGUAACAGGGUUGAGGAGGUCAGAUAGGCAGUCGCUUCUUGUAAAGCACUGGUACUCAGCUGAAUCCGGUUAGACUGGAAGCCGACCCCAACAUAAUUGGGAAAAAGGCUCGGAGGAAUGUACAUGGGGCGGCGGAAAUAAAGUAGCCUACAUUCUCUUUAGGAGUGGCUCGGGAGGAGUCAUGUCGCCCUCACGUACCGCAUGACGCAGGUCCUCACCAAACACGGUGUCCGGUGUGCCUGCAUUGAAUCGGUCUUGAGGAGGCGCCCGGGUGCGGACAGCUGUGCGGACAGCCCAGAGGACACGGUGGACCACGCAGUCCAGGUGUGCCCUGCGUGGGAAGGGCACCGCCGGGUCCUCGUUUAGGCUUUAGGCGGCGACGGCCUCUCGCAUCCAGCCCUGGUUCGGGCCAUGGUCCGGGGCGAGAGGGAGACGGCGGAAUGACAGAGAGUCCGCACCUCUCAUCCCGGCCGCCGCGCUGGACCAGGUAGACACCACGGGCGCCGGGUGUCCCGAAACGACUCCCAGCCACCGUUUUCAGUAUUUGUUGUUAUAGCGGAAACAGAAAUACAUCAUCAGAGAAAAUUUCAACUCUAACUAUCACGGGUCAUGAGAUCCCAUCGCAGCCUGGUGAUGGACGGACGGACAGAGGAGCGAAAACAAUAGGGUCCUGUUUUACCUUUUGGAUACGGAACUCUAAAAAGCUGGUAGUAGGCAGGUAUAAUCAUCGGCAAGGAUAUUAAGCCCUGACCUUCACCUGCGCAGAAGUGAUUUAUUGGUUUAUUGCCUUAAGUGUUCAGUGGGCAAAGCGAUCCCCAUUGUUCCGCCGAGAGCUCAUUAUCCGUGCCGAUAACUAUAAAUACCUAUCUAACAUCUGAUAUUUCAUGAUGUUGUCAUCAUCUAGUUAUGAUCUUUCAGUAAAUAAUCCUGAACCAGAACCACAACUCACAAGCUCGUAUUACGGAGACAUCCCUGUAAUUAAGUACCGAAAAUACGUUGACAACCAAAUAAAGUAGGUACUUAUAAAUGAAGAAUGAAACUUCCCAGAAGGCAAAGUGUUGUAGGCAUAGUACCCAGAGGCAGCGUGCGGCGCGGGGUCGGGGCGCGGGGCUCGGGGCUCGGGCGGGCAGGCGGCGCGCGGCAGUGGCGCGAGUGCGGAGGCGCGAUGCACUCGUUCGUGAGGGCGGCGACACUGGCGGCGCUGCUGGCGCUGGCGGCGGCCGCGGCGAGGCGCGCCGACCAGGACUUCGAGUUCGACGACGACGCGGAGGCGGGCAUAGCGGUGAGCGGUGCGCACUCGCGAAGGCCUCGUCGGUAUGUCUACGAUCCCCACAACUCGCUGUGCCGCUCGCUGGUGUGCAAGAAGCGCGAGGUGUGCGUGCUGCGCGACGCCUUCACUGCGCUCUGCGCUACCAAGAAGGAUAUACUGCGCCGGGGUGACAUAUUAGUGGCGGCUAGCGGCGGUGGAGGGGGCGGUGGAGGGGGCGGCGGAGGGGACGGCGAGGCGGGCGAGUGGGAGCGCGACGACGACGACGACGUGUUCUACGACGCACGCGACGCCGAGCCCGGCCUCGACGCAGACGACGCCAAACGGUGCGUGGGCUGCCCGGGCCGCGCGCGCGCGCAGUUCCUGUGCGGCUCCGACAACCGCACGUACUCGUCGCUGUGCCGCCUGGACCUGCACAACUGCGUGCGGCGGCCGGCGCAGCCCGUGCGGCUGGCGUGCCGCGGCUUCUGCCCGUGCCGCCGCCGCGCCCGCCGCCCCCAGCCGGAUUGGCGACGACGAAAAUCUGAAUCAUCUCACAAUGAAGUUCUGCCCGAAAGGCAAUCCAGACGGCGCCUAGCUCAAGGAUCCGAAGGCUGUGCACUGGACAAGAUGGCGAAUCGACUCUUAGACUGGUUUUCGGUGCUGAUGGACGAAGCGGGAGCGACGGCUCCUCCGGCAGACGGGUUCCCCGGCGACUGCAAGCCGGAGGUGCGCUGGAUGUUCGCGCACCUGGACGCGGACGGCGACGGGCUGCUGUCGGCCGGCAACCUGUACGCGCUGCGGCACGACGAGCGCGAGCGCUGCCUGCGCCCCUUCCUGGCGUCGUGCGGCGCCGCCGUGUCGCGCGCGGCGUGGUGCGGCUGCAUGCGGCGCGCGGCGCGGCCGUGCGCGGCGCUGGCGCGGGCGCACCCCGCCGCGCCCGGCGCCUACGUGCCGGCGUGCGACGCGCGCGGCUACUACCGGCCGCGCCAGUGCCACGCGGCGCUGGGCGUGUGCUGGUGCGUGGACGCGCACGGCCAGGAGCUCGCCGGCUCGCGCACCAAGGGCGCCCCCGCCUGCCCCGGCGAGAAGGGCUCGGAGGGCGCGGAGGGGGCGCCGGCGGACGACGAGGACGGCGGCGGCAGCGGCGACGCCGAGCUGCGCUUCUAGCCGCCCGCGCCUGCCAUCCGUACACACACGAAGAGCGCUGUCGGAUAACUCCAUUGUACUUACAAGUCUUCCACAGAAGACUUCUCUCAAAUCAUACCUACCUAAUGUAGGCAUUGUACGUAACCACUCUGACAAAGGAAACCUAGCCACUGAACGUGUGAACAAAAGCCGUGAAUAUGUAUAAAAUAUUUACAAGUUUAGCUACUUAGGUAUACCUACAAAUUAAUGGUACAAAGGUACCUCUUUACUUAGGUACGUAUCAAUAAUAGGCACCUAUAAAAGUGCGUAGGUACCUACAUAGGCCACUAUCGUGAAGGCAACAGGUAAGUACCUACUUACCUAGAAUUUAAGCACUACCUUCUAAUUAUGAAAGGGAUGUAUACAACAUACCUAAUUAAUGGUAGGUACAGCAGGCUAUGUAACAACUCGUAGUACCCACAUAUUUCAAUGUAGAAGAAAUAAAAUGUCUAUAAAUAGGUAAACAAUAAGCUGUUACCUAUAUUCACGUUAUAUAACCCUGUAUUCUAUAGUUGUCCAGGGUGUGAGAUUAAUAGGUGACUAUUUGGCCUAAUUCAUAAUCUUCUAAGAUUAAUCUAUGCAUUACUUAAUUGAUCUAUUUUAUUUACAUGAUUAGCCGUCCUCCACAAAUCUGAAAGUUAUAGGUCAUACUCAUACUAUAAGAAGUCCUACAUAAAUUAAGCUGAUAUUCAGUCACUGCCCAUGUAGUAAUUUUUGCAUUGUGACACAUUGUGAAGCUGAACUUCUGAAAUGUAUUUUAAUUUUUUACAAAAUUAAGUACCUAUACUGGUUAUUUAGUACCUACCAACUACUUAUUUUAUGCUGUGCUGUACACUGCAGAUACCUAUGUACUUGUGUGAAGUAGGCAGGUAUAAGAUGUGUCAUGAAGAGUACUGUAAACACGUUUUUAUGAAAGCUUUGCAUAUAAAUAUAUGUACAUACAUAUGUAUGUUUGUAAGGAAA